Aspergillus costaricaensis CBS 115574 is the source of this 516-nucleotide messenger RNA. RefSeq lists its product as uncharacterized. The coding region runs from base 1 to 420 and encodes 139 amino acids. Lineage: Eukaryota; Fungi; Ascomycota; Eurotiomycetes; Eurotiales; Aspergillaceae. The transcript is spliced from 2 exons. The record is from RefSeq and is a predicted model, not a curated record.
AUGUCCAACUGUGGAGCAUCGCCUACUCUUACUACAGACCAUACUACUGCAGGUUACAUACUGACAAGCGACGCCUUGCCACAGUUAUGGGACAUUCCAGAGCCUGAAGAAAUGAGCGUAAAGCACAAGACACAGCCAUAUGGUGGGUGGCUGAACCGGAGGAUACAGACAAGGUCUGCCGACUCCCAUUUAUGCAUGAAAAAGUGGGACGGAAAAAAAGAGGAAGAGGGACAGAGAGAGAAAGAGAAACACACACAGGAGACCAAAGGGAGACGAAAGCUGAAGGUGCCAAUAGAGUACGGUGUUCUCCGUAUGCAGGACAGUGGAACUACAGAAAAAUUCCUCUACAUUGGGUCACUGGGUUGGGAGGGCUAUACUAGAUUCAGGAGAGGCGGAUGGAAAAUGAGGCUGUGUGGCUAGGCUGAAACUUCAUUGUGGCUGGCAGUCCAGCUGCGGAGAAAGCUGGUGGCUCUGGGCGCCUGACCAGUUGGAACCCGUUUUCUAGAACCGAGUGGG